Messenger RNA from Python bivittatus (Burmese python), 7647 nucleotides. It is a transcript of the gene MKLN1, whose product is annotated as muskelin 1. Gene Ontology annotation, molecular function: protein binding. NCBI's taxonomy places the organism in Eukaryota, Metazoa, Chordata, Lepidosauria, Squamata, Pythonidae. The record is from RefSeq and is a predicted model, not a curated record. Gene Ontology annotation, cellular component: cytoplasm.
CCAGCUUCAAUUUUAGCAUCUGGUAUGUUGAACUCAACGGCAUUGAUGAUCCAGAUGUGGUUCAGCCCUGUCUCAAUUGGUAUAGCAAGUAGUACCGUGAACAGGAAGCUAUUCGCCUCUGUUUAAAGCACUUUCGCCAGCACAACUACACAGAAGCAUUUGAGUCCCUGCAGAAGAAAACCAAGAUUGCUCUGGAACAUCCCAUGUUGACGGAUCUUCACGAGAAGUUGGUCUUGAAGGGAGACUUCAACGCUUGUGAAGAGUUGAUAGAAAAAGCUGUGAAUGAUGGUUUGUUCAACCAGUACAUCAGUCAACAGGAGUACAAACCACGGUGGGGUCAGAUAAUUCCCAAAAGCACCAAAGGUGAUGGUGAGGACAGCAGGCCUGGAAUGAGAGGGGGGCAUCAAAUGGUCAUUGAUGUUCAAACAGAAACAGUAUAUUUGUUUGGCGGCUGGGAUGGGACGCAAGACCUGGCGGACUUCUGGGCAUACAGUGUGAAGGAAAAUCAGUGGACGUGUAUAUCCAGAGACACGGAAAAAGAGAAUGGUCCGAGUGCUCGGUCCUGUCACAAGAUGUGCAUUGACAUCCAGCGAAGACAGAUCUACACCUUGGGUCGUUACCUGGAUUCCUCUGUGAGGAACAGCAAAUCUCUGAAAAGCGACUUCUAUCGCUAUGACAUCGACACAAAUACCUGGAUGCUACUGAGUGAGGAUACGGCCGCUGAUGGAGGUCCCAAACUUGUGUUCGACCAUCAGAUGUGCAUGGAUUCAGAGAAACACAUGAUCUAUACCUUUGGGGGAAGGAUUUUGACAUGCAAUGGCAGUGUGGACGAUAGCCGAGCCAGUGAGCCACAGUUCAGUGGCCUCUUUGCUUUUGACUGUCAGUGCCGGAUAUGGAAACUCUUGCGAGAAGACUCGUGUAAUGCUGGCCCUGAAGAUGUCCAGUCCAGAAUAGGACACUGCAUGUUAUUCCAUUCAAAAAAUCGUUGCCUGUAUGUGUUUGGUGGACAAAGAUCAAAAACGUACUUGAAUGAUUUCUUCAGUUAUGAUGUAGACAGCGAUCACGUGGAUAUCAUUUCGGAUGGCACCAAAAAAGACUCAGGGAUGGUUCCAAUGACCGGCUUCACCCAAAGAGCUACCAUUGAUCCGGAACUGAACGAGAUCCACGUGUUGUCUGGACUGAGUAAAGACAAGGAGAAACGGGAAGAGAAUGUUCGGAAUUCCUUCUGGAUUUACGACAUCGUCCGAAACAGCUGGUCAUGUGUCUACAAAAAUGAUCAAGCAGCCAAAGAGAACUCAAACAAAAGCCUUCAAGAAGAGGAGCCCUGUCCACGUUUUGCACACCAGCUUGUGUACGAUGAAUUGCACAAGGUUCAUUAUUUGUUUGGAGGAAAUCCAGGCAAAUCCUGUUCUCCAAAGAUGAGGCUGGACGACUUCUGGUCGUUGAAACUCUGCCGGCCGUCCAAGGAAUACUUGCUUCGCCAUUGCAAGUACUUGAUAAGGAAGCACAGGUUUGAAGAGAAAGCCCAGACAGAUCCCUUAAGUGCCCUGAAAUACUUGCAGAACGACUUGUUUGUCACUGUGGAUCACUCAGAUCCUGAGGAAACGAAGGAGUUCCAGCUACUCGCUUCGGCACUUUUCAAGUCGGGUUCAGAUCUGAGCACAUUGGGGUUUUCAGAUGUUGAUCAUGUCUACGCCCAACGAACUCAGCUCUUUGACACCUUGGUGAACUUCUUUCCCGACAACAUGACCCCUCCCAAAGGCAAUCUGGUGGAGCUCAUCACACUGUGACAAGCCAGUUGCUGGGCACGUGGAAGGAAGAGGAGGACACUCUGGCUUUUCAGUAUUUUUAAUUUUUGUGUGUGUGCGCAGUGAGUGAUUGGGGAACUGCAGAAAUAGAGUAACCUGGUUUGGGGUGGGGCUUUAUGCAUAGGGCUAAUAAAAAGGAAUUGAUAUAUUUCUGAUAGGCUUGGGGAUGGAUGGAUGGAUGGAUGGAUGGAUGGAUAUACAUUCAUUCAUUCGUUCGUUCAUUCAUUCAUUCAUUCUCAUUCACAUUGAUGCUUUUUAAAGAUGAGUGAACAUUGACAUCCAGGGAAAAAAUGGCACGGUUUUCUGAGUUUACAGGCCCCCAGGGUGCAAACUCAGGAGUUUGAGGAUAGGUAAUGCUUUUUUGAGUUGGUUGGUUCACUGCAGUUUUGUCCCCAGACUGAUUUUGCUGAUUCAAGCUUGCUUCUCAGCCUGCUGACCCCCUCCAGUAGCUGAUGCAGGCACCCAUAGAGUGGGUGGCGGGUGUAGAUCAGACCUUUAUUUUUGAACUGCUGUUGGAACUGAAAGGCCGGGCACGAGCUUGGGGGACCGUGCGCCAUCUGGUGGCAUGGGAUGAGAAACAGGAGUCGGAAGGCUCUUAGGCUGACGUUAAGACAGAUGUUGGCACCUGCCAAAAUGGCGACCUCCCACCUUGCGCCUGUGGAGAAGAAGCAACGCUGGCCAGCUUGUUCCACCUGAAGUUUCUCACGCUAGAAAAUGAAACCCCCCUGCACACACACCUUGGUUCCAUUUAUACAUAGGAGUUUAGCAGCACGGAGAAUUUCCAUGCCAAAAGCCUGCUGCUUGUACAGCAGCUUGGGAGUUCAGCAUAGUUCCACCCAUAUUCUCUUUGCAGUGCAAAGACAUUGUAAUUCGGGUUAUGAUCCAUGAGCUCUAGCAAUGGCUUUGGGGCUGUGUGUGAGCACGUGCACAUAUGUGCACGUGUGUGUGUUAGUUGGUUGCUUUGUAACCCAUCCCUCUAACUUCCCUGAUGACUAUUUGCAUGGGAAAGCUUUCCACAUUUAGCCUGGCACAGUUGCACUGGGCUGGAAAAGUGUGGACAACCAAGUCGGUGCACACAAGACCAGAGAGUUUCACCCGGACACAGUCUCCAGCAGGCUACAGUAGUCCUAUCGCUGGGUUGUGCCAUAGCUGUAGUAGUGUGACUAUGGAGGGGAGGGGGCACAGUGUGAUGGAGUUAGCGUUCUUUUAACAUUCAUAGAGGUGGACCUUCUGACACGGGAUUGUAAACCCUCUCCCUCCAUCCUAUGGCAGUUCCUUGUUUCUUCUCCUUUCCAUGGUUGGGUUUCUUGUGCUCUUAGAUGUUGAGGCCAAGAUGUUCAUGGCGGAGAUGCUAUGUAUCUCUCCCCCAACUAAUGGUGUGACUGCCCAACAGAUGUCACUCACAUUGACUGCGGAAGAGAUUCAUCUGCUUUAAGCAGAAUGGUCUUGCUUCUUCUGACCAUAAAAGGGCAUUGUAGUGAACUUCAUCCUCACAAACCUUGUAGGUACGAGUUACGGUGUCCAUUUCCUUUGCAAUAAAUACCAAACACCCCGUUUCCCAAAGAUCUUGUCACCAGGGACCAUGAGGAGAAUAGCAAAAAUUCAACAAGUUCUCAAGUUUUAUCCAGUGUUCCUUAAGUCUUGCACUGAACUUGCUUGCUUUAAUACACACCCCCCAGCGUCCCCCAAAGAACAGGGCCGUUUGCUUCCGUUUGUUUCUCAUUUGGAUCUGUUCUCACGACUGUUUGUAAAAUAAGAAAAUGAAUCAGGAUAUUGAGAUCUCUCUGCUUUAGCUUCAUAAAUUUGGUGGAAAUUAUAUCAUGGAGGAAAGAGUAGCACCUGCGGGGGUACGUGUGAAAAUCUGCAAGGUGGCGAGCACAGUGUUAUAAUAGAAGCCCUGCCCUUUUUGUACAUGUAUUUUCCAUGCACACACAAAAAAGGGCAGGGCUUUGAUCAGGGCCUUGCCUUCCAUCUUGCCGAUUUUCUCAUACACAUACACAUACACAUUCUCUCUCUCUCUCUCUUUUCCCCCCCCCUUGGAAACAAUAUAUAAUUUAUUCCGUUUCCAUGGUAAUAUGAAAUGUCUUAAGCAUAGCAUUUAAAGGUUCCCUCUGGGAAGAAACAUAUUUUAGGCUAGUCAGGGUUCAUAGAUACAAUGAGCUUCUCCCUCUUCAGUGUUAGGGUAGGGCCAAAAAAGAUGGUGUGUUUUUGCCGUUUUGCUGUGUGGUUUGUGUUUUACAGUUUGGGAUGGAAGCUGAGGAGCAAACCACACUGGUAUUGCUCUUGGUUCCUUCCAGAAAAGAAAAAAAGGGCUCUGACCAGAGAUUGGCAUUCAUAAAAUGGUUGAGCGAUCAGGAGUGGGGACCUGUGAACCACCAGGUGCUUUUGAAGGACACCUCCUGGCAUCCCUUCCUGUUGGCUGUGCUGGCUGGGGAAUUCUUUCCCCCCAGCAUCUGGAGGGCUUCAGCUGCCCACCUCUGUUUAAAAGGGGUGACUGAGCUACCCCUCUGAAAUUAUUUCUUAGAACCUCCAGGGGACAGAAGAACAAAAGCCAAGCCAGAUCUGCUCUGGAGAAUCUGGAUUUGGUGGGUUGGCAGAAAUUGGUCUGUGGUGAGCUGGACAUAUGCCAGUACCACCACAGGCCAAGAUUUUGGUGUCCACGCAAACUCCAGAGAACCUCAGGCUUUGUUCUCCUUCCUUUUCCCUAUUCCAGGCUCAGUGAGAAGACUUUUACUCUUGCUUUUGAUUAAUCUCAUUUUGUAAUUUUGUUCAAACCAGUAAUUGUGGUUUACAUAAACCAGUGUCAUAAGCCAUUGUUUGAUGUCGCUUUGCUUUUAAACUAGAAAUUCUGACUCAUUCAGAGGAAACAGGUUGGAAUCCACCAAAUGCAAAAUUUACAUUGCAAAUGGCCUCAUAUCAGAGAUGAAACUUGAAUUCAUGUGAUAAAUCCAUGGUUGAUGAUGACAUUUGAAUGUGGCCAGUAAGUGCGGACUUAAAUAAAAUGAUAUAUGUUUGUAGAAUAGCCAAGUGCCAUCUUUUAAAAAUUACAGUUCUUUUUUUCCCCCCUUUUGUGAGGCACCUAGAUUUUUAAAAGUUUUUUUUUCUAUUUUAAAUGAAUAUGCAGUUGUCAGGUAUGACACAGGUGCCCGUAUUGCAGCUGAACUUCAGUAGAGUCUUAUCAUCAUCUUUAGCCCUCUUUAGAUGAACCAGAAAAAUUUGCCCAGUUUUUCUGAGUAUAGAUAGGACCGUGGUAGUCAGGGUUGACUUUUCCCCCCCUCAAGCUUAUGAUGCAGCCCGUGGGGCUGUUUUGAAUGCAUUGCAUGGACCCAUCUUUUACUCCCAGUAGUUUGCAUGCCUUACUUCAGGACCCCCCUUUUCCCACUGAGUGCAUGUUCAUGUGGGAUGGGACAUGCUAAUUGAAUGAAGGAUAUAAUGAGGCUCCCUUCAAAAUGUUUAUGCUGAGAGAGCACCAGCAUCUCAUAAACACACCUGCCCUUAACCACUAGCUGCAGUCAUCCAAGCCAUUCAGAUGCAGAAGGUAUCAUCCAGGCUUCCAGACCAUGGAUCCAAUAACACUUCAGCUGAAAUCAGACCAAGGUUUGACUUCAGCUUUCCUUAGGCUAGUGCCUUUCAGAUGUGUUGUGGCUACAAGCCUUUUUGGCCAUGCUGAUUGGCAAGCCCAGGGAAAGGCUGAUUAACUUUGUUCACGACAUCCCAUUUUUUAAUAACAACAAGUAAAUUUGUUGUGGAAAUCUUUCCGAGUAGAGCAUGAUGGUGGCAGCCCUUCCUACUUACAAGCUGGUAUUUAAGGCAGGUAGUAGUCCUGUAGGCAUCAAGAAACUCUUCAUCGUUGGAACUUUUCUAUCACCCUUCAGCAGAAGAAGGUGGAAUAGGCUGAUAUUUCCUUUAAUAAUUUGGUCCAGCUAGUGACUUGGCCAUUCAAUCAGUGCAGGACAUUUCUGGCCAAGUAGAUUUCUCUAGAUGUGUUAAAGUCUUGGGCUGGUCAGAAGUAUUAAGAGAUGUAUGAUAUGUGGACUUCAGUGGGGUGAGAGAAUAGACCCCAAAUGAGUGAAGGUUCUCCAAAAAGAUCCUUUUGCCCAAUGUUGGGUCAUUGCCCCCUUUUAUUGCAACUCCUCUUGUGAUACACCCCACAUGCUUCAGGAGGAUCCCCCAAAUCUCAAGAGAGGAGCAUAUCUUGGGGAGGACAGAUUAGAAAGUCCUGCAUGAGAGAGACCAGGAAAUGGGAAGGUGUCCUUGAGUGAGGAUGUCUUUCAACUUCUAGGUCUUAAUCUGAAUUCUCGGAUAUGAUUCUUUAGAAAAGGGAAAGCAGACAAUAAAGGUCAGUUCUGCCUUUAGAAAUCCUGUAUGGCAACUUGCUGAAGCUCUCUGAAGAGGAAGUGUGUCUUUAGCAGCCCCUGAAACCUCACCCAAAGAAGGUCGUCAGAACCUUUUAAAUCACUGUGUAUGACAUUUAAUGAGCUCCUAGAGAAAACCAAGUUCAUUUUCCACCCCAUCUUGUAAUUUUGAUGCAGAUCUAACUGGGCAGUUUGGCAAAGAGGUGGUAACUUCUUGUUAUACCUGUGGGAUCAAUUUCUUCUUGGCACAUUUGGUUUUUGCCCUCCCUUUCCCUAAUCUUAUGCCAUCCAAAGGUGGGCUGGGAAUACUGAUAGUCUUAAAAUACUGAAAGGUGCCAUGCUGAAGAAUGAGCUAUGCCCUUUUAAUGGAACAGUUUUUAGCUCCUUAUGGCGUAGUUCCAGUGUCAAAAAGCCCCACAGAAUUGAUUGGUGUUGACUUGCUGCAUUGGGUCAACCAGGAAAAGAUAUGUUCUUUUGUGUCUUCAAGACAAUGGAAACCGCGCGGCCCAUCACAUUUGAUUGUAGAAGCUCCGAAUAAUUUGACAGGAACAGGGAUGAGUGGUGAAAUCCACCCUCUUAAUUCUCAACUUUCUUUCCCCCAAAUUAAGAUGUCCAGAUUCUCUGGUGAAAGACAUGACAAAGCAAUAUUUAACCUGCUCGUGUGGACGUUGCGCUGGGAGAAAUUACCAGGGCUGGAGUUCAACAGAUUGACUUGGUCAACUUGAUUGUCUUCUCUAAGAGUGAAACAAAAGAAGUAGAGACGUGCCCUGUGAAAUGGUGUGUGUGUGUGUGUGUGUGAGAGAGAGAUUUCCCUGGCCAGGUGCUUUUUGACUGCAAGGGUCUCAGGUUGGAGAAGCAAUCUGAAGGAUCACAAGCGGUAGUGGAAGAUGUGGGAGGUUAACAAUUUUAUUAAAAAAAAAAAGAAUUAAGAAAAAACCUAGCUUAGAGGCAGGGCGAACCAAAGGCAUUUAGUACCAAAGGCACCACAGCUACUUGGUCCCCUCCAGGAUGAGCUAAAAUGGAGUUCGGCCAGAUUGUGCAAAUCAGACUGAAGUGCCCAUUGCCAUUGUGACACAGUGUGCGUGUGGGAUAACCAGUAGUCCCAACAGAAUGUGUUCCAUGGGUUGUCAUCUCCGCUUUUGUCACGAAGCUCCUUCCAGUUCUUGGAUUUGCCAUCCAGUUGCAGCUGGGUGCAGAUCGCCGUGUGAGAUGGCUUUCUCUGCCACGCUCACCCCUAUGGGCAUCUCCAGAUGUUCUUUUCUCCGCCCGCAGCCCUUAACUUUGCUUUCCGCCUCCCAGCCCCUCACUGUUUGGUCGUAUGAUUGUUCUCCCAGGUUGAAGAUGUAUGUAAGAAUGACUCUGGGGUUCGGGGUGGGGAGAGAAGAGCAAUUCCCAAUGUAGAAUUUUGCUGUAUGUAAUGUAUAUACGGAGAGAGAAUGUAUUUUGUUCAUUUUUUUUUCUUAAUAAAAAGAAAUUAUGCCAAA